AUGUAUCCGCACCAGGGCUUUUCCUCUACUGGGCGCCUCGUGAGCGGGGAGUUCUCCCAGUUUAACAUCCUGCAGAAGGUAUCCACCCUCAAGGAUGGUGACUUCGUCUUGACUGAAAGGCCACGAACCGGGGUCAUCACAGUUGCUGCUCUUGCCCUUAUCUCCAGCACCGCCAUCUUGAUUUACUUAAGCUUUAAGUACCAGACGGCAGACCACUGGUACCCAUCUGAACUUUGGGCCCGUUUUCAUGCCCACAAGUACCUGGGCUGGCAUGCUGACUGCAUCCGUGAUACCUUUGGCGUGCCCUUGUGGACCCAGGUGUUGGCACCACUCAUUGGGGUCCAUGUGACUGAGGAGAAGGUGGAGCGCAACAGGGCCGCCACGGACCAACUGCAGUGGCUGGAGAACAAGUUCCUGGGGGGCUGGGCCUUCCUCAACAGCCAGCAGGUGACGCUGGCUGACCUCAUGGUGCUGGAGGAGCUGGUGCAGCCUGUGGCUCUUGGCUGUGACCUAUUUGAGGGACAGCUGAAACUGGCAGCAUGGCGUGACUGAGUAGAGGCUUUCCUGGGUACUGAUCUGUGCCAGGAGACCCAUGGCCCCAUCUUGAACAUCCUAGAGCAGACGGCUAACAAAACAGUCCCGCAGCCUCCACCAGAACUCUCCCCCUAUAUGCUAUUUUAUAUUUCUAGGAUCCCCUGAGGAAUCUGGAAUAGGGACUGAUGGUUGGAGGCCAGGAGAUUAGCAAUAAAGAUUCAUUCUUAGUUUCUUA
This is a messenger RNA of Herpailurus yagouaroundi (jaguarundi), 769 nucleotides long. RefSeq names its product glutathione S-transferase theta 2B (gene GSTT2B). The record is from RefSeq and is a predicted model, not a curated record. Gene Ontology annotation, cellular component: cytoplasm. Lineage: Eukaryota; Metazoa; Chordata; Mammalia; Carnivora; Felidae. Gene Ontology annotation, biological process: glutathione metabolic process. Gene Ontology annotation, molecular function: glutathione transferase activity.